CUCCUGUCCUGAUCGCCAAUCAAGCCCACUUAGGUCGUCCUUUCCGAUGCUCCACCAUGGCCCACGGGGGAUAUACAUAUGAGGCCUGCCCCGACCUCUUUUCUCACCUUCUCUUCGCGCGCCAUCGUUGAUCUGCGCAUCAACGCCUUCUUCCAUUCUUCUUCUGUUUUUCCGUUUAUCGCACGAGCGCAAGCGCCGUGCUACUAGUCAUUCACUCUCUGAAGAUGCUUUCUUCCACUCUCCUUGGCCUUUUCCCCUUCGUCUCCCUCGGCAUAGCUGGCUAUGUCGUGCAGGAUGACUACUCCCCCGAAAACUUCUUCGACAAAUUUGGCUUCUUCACUAAUGACGACCCCACCAACGGUUUCGUCGACUAUGUCUCGCACGAUGCCGCCAACGCUUCCAGCUUGAUCGAUACCUCUGACGGCACCAUUUACCUUGGCGUCGACCACACCAACAAGGCCCCCAAGGGCAGGCAGAGCGUGCGCCUUUUCAGUUACGAGUCUUACAAUGAGGGCCUCUUCAUCCUCGACCUCAACCACUUCCCCGGCGGCACCUGCGGCACGUGGCCUGCUUUCUGGAUGGUCGGACCCAAGUGGCCUACGGACGGCGAGAUUGACAUCCUCGAGGGCGCCAACAGCCAGGUUGCCAACCAGAUGACGCUGCACACGGGCACGGGCUGCGAGAUCUCCGAUUCGACCGCCAUGUCGGGCAGCAUCCUGGAGACCAACUGCGACGCCAAAGCCAGCGAGGACAAUUCGGGCUGCGGCGUCUCGGACGGCAAGGCGCAAUCCUUCUCCGGGCUCAACGAGAACAAGGGCGGCGUCUUCGCCACCGAGAUCGACCCCACGUCCAACGUCAUCAACGUCUGGUUCUUCGCGCGCGACUCCAUCCCCGAGGACAUUGGCAGCGGCAGCCCCGAACCCACGUCCUGGGGCAGGCCGACGGCCAUCUUCAAGGGCGGCUGCGAAAUCUCGUCGCACUUCAAGGACCUGCAGAUCGUCUUCAACACGGACUUUUGCGGCGACUGGGCCGGCAACACGUGGGGCACGGACGAGAAGUGCAGCGCGCUGGCCGACUCGUGCGAUGAUUAUGUUGCGAACAACCCGGAGGCGUUCAAGGAUGCCUACUGGAGCAUCAACUCGCUCAAGGUUUACAAGACUGGCGAGGACGCUCCCGCGUCUUCUUCUGCUCCGGUUUCGACCAGCGAGCCCACGACCUCUUCCGUCCCCGUCUCCACCCCUGCCCCGGUUUCGACCACGACCCCGACGUCCUCCGCCGCCGGCAUCCUGCCCUCCAUCGGCCUGAGCCUGAGCCUGGGCCUCCCGUCGAUCCCGCUCAUCCCCGAGGGCACCUCGACAGCCGCCUCGGCCGCCACGUCCGCAAUCACGACCUCGACCUCUGACGCUGUCGUCGUCUCGACCCCCGCCGCCGUCUCCACCCCCGAAGUCUCCACCCCCGCCGCCCCCACCGCACCAGUAAAUACGCCCUCGGCCCCCGCCGUCACCACGCCCGUGCCCGUGCAGACGCCCUCCACCCCCGCCGCCCAGGCCUCAAGCACCGACGCCGCUGCCCCGGUCGCCGCGUCCAGCACCAGCACCGGCACGCACGUCUUCGCAAGCGGCGUCCCGCUUCCGUACGCCUCGACCGCUACGGCGCCCACGAUCGGCGCCACGAACGCCCCGGCCGCGGGCGCCGCUUCCUCGGCCGCUGCUGUCUCUUCGCCCGCUGGCUCCUCGGCUGCCGCUUCCUCGGCCGCUGCUGUCUCUUCGCCCGCUGGCUCCUCGGCUGCCGCUUCCGCGCCCGCUGCUUCCGCGCCCGCCGUCUCGUCCCCCGCCGUCUCCUCGCCCGCCGCCGCCGCCGCUUCCCCCUCAGCCACUGCGCCGCAGCAGGCCAAUGCGAACGCCGACGCCUCCCCCGCCAUCCUCUCCCCCGCCACCACAACCACGGACAUCGUCAUGGAAACCGACGUCGUCCAAAGCGUCUCCACGCAAAUCAUAACCAUCACGGCCACGGGCCCAGCACCGGCCGCCACGGCGCCGAUCGUGGACGCUGCUGCGGCUUUGGCUGGUGUUGUGGGCUUGGACGUCAAGGUCGAUGUUGGUGCGAAGCAGGCCGUCAAGGCCGAGGACGUGGAGCAGGAGAGUGAGAGCGCUACGGCUGCGACUACGGCUACGCCCGCACCUGCGCCCAGCGCGUGGUUCAAGGCUGGGCAGAGGGGCGAGCCUGUUACUGGCGAGAAGGCGUCGGAGAAAAAGAUGCUCGAGCGCGCGGUUAGGGGCGUGCGGGGCGGGAGGGGCGUUGGUCUGGUUAGGAGGAGGUAGGGUCAGCGUGAGCGCGAGAUGAGAUGAGAUGAGAUUGCAUAGAUAGGUAAUGGGCGGGAAGUAUUUGGUGGGUUGUGGGUUGUGUUUUUUUGAAAGCUAUUAUACCCUUCUUUUCGUUUAUCGUUUACUGUUUUGGCUUUUUUGGAUUUUUGGAUUUUGGACGGUUGAGAGGCACUCACUCACUUCAUUGAUGAUGGGGUGCGCUUUUUUGGCUUCUUGUCGAUGUUGGACCUUUUUCUUUUACCUUUACCGUUCACAUUCCUUUUGAGCACAGAGCGAGCCAGCGUUUGCAUGGUCGGGUACUGUGCGCGCGGUUGCAAGCUGGAUGGGCUGCGGGCUUUGGAUGGGCUAAGAGUCGUUCAUACAUACUGAUACUGAUACUGCGAGCGGCGGGCUGGGCUUGGCUUGGCUGCGCUGCUGCUGCUGCUGCUAGAUAGAUAGUUAUGAAUGAUGCGUAUGGUCUUGUUGC
Molecule: messenger RNA, 2790 nt
Organism: Aplosporella prunicola CBS 121167
Lineage: Eukaryota; Fungi; Ascomycota; Dothideomycetes; Botryosphaeriales; Aplosporellaceae
Product: glycoside hydrolase family 16 protein
Exons: 2
Coding region: 225-2321 (698 amino acids)
Biological process (GO): glucan catabolic process
Molecular function (GO): hydrolase activity, hydrolyzing O-glycosyl compounds
Source: RefSeq, a predicted model, not a curated record